Messenger RNA from Cladophialophora psammophila CBS 110553, 357 nucleotides. RefSeq lists its product as uncharacterized. Bases 70 to 357 code for a protein of 95 amino acids. NCBI's taxonomy places the organism in Eukaryota, Fungi, Ascomycota, Eurotiomycetes, Chaetothyriales, Herpotrichiellaceae. The record is from RefSeq and is a predicted model, not a curated record. The transcript has 2 exons.
GGAAAGAAGCGGGCGGGUCUGGUUGUGUUGCUGAAACCCACGAAGUUCUUGUGUGCCCUCCCUCCCACAAUGAAAAAAGAGUGGGCAGAAAAAAUGGUCCACCUCCUAAGUCCUUCAAACAUCCUAGUAUGCGUAGAAUUCCCACUAUAUAAAGACCCCAACGAGCAGAGUCCGCCUUGGGGGCUUCAGGGCUUGUACUGGAACUUAUUAGGUGAGGGUGUUGACGGCAUCCUUCAUGAGUCUGGCGCUGGUCACAGCAGACAGGGCUGGUGGAAGCGGUUGUUGUCCUAUUCCCCGGAACGGACGUGCGAAGUCAGGGAGGGUACGGAUAUGGUGAGUAUGUGGAGGUUGACCUAG